AAGUAUAUAAGCCGGCGUGGAAAAGGAGGGAUCCCAUCUCCGAGGAUUAGCAGCUUUCUCCUGGAAAACAUUUCCCAAAGUGAAAAAGAAAAAGAUUACUGUGUUGUUAACCAAAUGAAAGCUGAAGACUGAUACAAUUUUUCCAACGCGUGUUUAACGACCAGUUAUGAUGAUAAUAUUUUCACCUGUUCUAGUGAGGGACAUGGUUUUAUAUUUGAUAUGUCAUAUAGAGUAACCUGUGCCACCCCCUCUACAGAUUUGUUUGUGAGGGCGCGCAGGUUGAUGAAGGCGUCUCCCUGUCACCCAGUAGAGUUUGGGUGCCCGCUGAUGUCAGGAGACAGUGAUCCGCGCUGAGGAGGGGCGGGCGCUGCCAACAUGUGACAGAGAGCAGUCGGCUGGUUUCUCCACACCCAUCUGACCAUUAAAGAGGUAACCUCCAACACCGGCUCAACUUCAUGCUCUCUCAUUCUCCAGGAGCUCCGACUACAACAUUUUUUGUCUUUUCUCCCUCCUCUGCCCUCUCCUUCCUCUUCUGCUUCCUAACGAGCUCUGUAAUGUCCUGUUAAUUUUGUGUGCACUAGUUAAUGAGCAUUAAUCCAUCACCCCUGGAUGCUAUUGUUGCAGGGGGGAUGGCCAUUUGAAUGCAAAUGCGUGACACUGUGACAGCAAGGUGCUUAUUAAACUGAUGUGUCCUCCUGUCUUUUCUGCUGGGAGCUCAGGAGAGUGAAAAGACGCGGGGCAGCUGGAGGAGCGGGUCGGACUAUAACCGGGAGUUGCUCACACCAAGUUCUGCUCUGCUGCAAACAAAACAAAAACAACAACAUCAACAACAAAAUGGCAAGUUCUGCUUCCUUGGAGACGAUGAUGUCCUGCGGUAGGACCGGACCGUCCGCGGCUCCUAAGACCCUUGCCUUCUCCAUAGACCGGAUCAUGUCCAAGAGCUCGGAGCCGAAGGGGAGCGCGGAGGAGCGCUCAGAGGGGAAGAAGCUGCUGGGGCUGUGCUCCCCGAUCCCCUGCAUGAUCCCGCUGCAGCCUUUCAGCUACGACCUCCAAGCCAAGGCGCUCAUGAACUACUCGGAGCUGUGGAGAGCCAGUUUCAGGGGGACUUUUUGCGGCUCGGCAGCCGCUCCGUGCAAAGGGAACUGCGGUAUGUGCGGCAAAGCGGAGCCGGGCUUGAAACAGCCGCUGUUGACGUCGGGGAGCAGGGUGGUGAAACCGCAGGUCAUCCACCAGGCCGUGGCCGUGCCCAGCGGCGGCUCGCUUUACUAUCUCAACUACCUGGACUCUGCGUACCAGCAGUCGGAGCUGUUGGCCGGACACUGGUUCUCCAACCCGCAGGCCCAGGCCUCUCUGUCGGCGCACCACAGACUGUUGCUGCUGGAGAACGCCAAACUUGCCGGGGUGGGGGCCGACAAGCUGCCCACACCUCAGUACCCGCACAAGGAGCAUCUGCCGGGGCAGCUGGACCAGAUAGUGAAGGAGAACCACGGCCUGAGCGCAGAGAAGAACGGCGUCAAGACGCACAGCAAACUCAGCAGCAGCAGCAGCAGCAGCGCUGCAGACGGAAAACCCAAAAACUUUACGUGUGAAGUGUGUGGAAAGGUUUUCAACGCACAUUACAAUCUGACCAGACACAUGCCGGUGCACACCGGAGCUCGGCCCUUCGUGUGUAAAGUGUGCGGGAAAGGAUUCCGACAGGCCAGCACGCUGUGCAGACACAAGAUCAUCCACACACAGGAAAAGCCUCACAAGUGUAAUCAGUGUGGGAAAGCGUUCAACAGAAGCUCCACACUCAACACUCACGUACGGAUCCACGCCGGGUACAAACCUUUUGUUUGUGAGUUCUGCGGGAAAGGUUUCCACCAGAAAGGAAACUACAAGAACCACAAGCUGACGCACAGCGGGGAGAAGCAGUACAAGUGCUCCAUCUGCAACAAGGCCUUCCACCAGAUCUACAACCUGACCUUCCACAUGCACACGCACAAUGACAAGAAGCCCUUCACCUGCGCCACCUGCGGCAAGGGCUUCUGUCGCAACUUUGACCUGAAGAAACACAUCAGGAAGCUGCAUGACAACGUCUUCACCGCGGCCACGGAGGCCUCCAGAGAGCUGCAGAGCUGAGGCCGCAACACAUUCUGAUAUUCCACCUCAGACUGUUAGGCCUCAAAGAGACUGGCUUAGUUCCUCCACGUUGAACAGUUUUUGAAAGUCCAGAGAGAAGGUGGAGGGGUCCAGUGAAACUGGACAUAGGAUCCUGCCCAAGUGUGCCAACAGUGACACUGUAGGGAACAGACCAGAAGGUACAAAGACACCUCAUACUCACACUGGGUCCCAUACUGUAGGAUUAUUAUAGGGAUGUUUUUCUGCCCAGAUAGAAUUUCUUCCUGUGUUGCCAGUUACAAGCAUCAAACAUGGGAGAAAUUGUCUGUCUCCAUCAUGGAACUGUAAAUAAUAGGUUAUGGAAAUUUAAAAAAUGAUAUUUAAAAUGUGAAUCAUUGCCAUGUUGUGUAUUUCACAGGAAAAAAAUGUUAAUGUGAAUAAAUAAGUUAUAACUUAUAAUGAAAAAUGAAUGUUUGAGCCAUGUUGUUUGCAUUUUUUGAAGGCAUUUGAAAAUAAAACAAUGAAUGAUGA
This is a messenger RNA of Epinephelus moara (kelp grouper), 2631 nucleotides long. It is a transcript of the gene fezf2, whose product is annotated as FEZ family zinc finger 2. The transcript has 4 exons. Gene Ontology annotation, cellular component: nucleus. NCBI's taxonomy places the organism in Eukaryota, Metazoa, Chordata, Actinopteri, Perciformes, Serranidae. The record is from RefSeq and is a predicted model, not a curated record. Bases 835 to 2121 code for a protein of 428 amino acids.